AUGACGACGUCGCAGCUCCGGUACGAGUACGGGCAGCGCGACAUAUCGCUGCAGUACGCCCAGCUGGCCUACUCGUCCAACUGCCCGCGCGGCAUCUACGUGCAGCUCGACGACGACGACACGCACCUCUGGCACGCCGUCGUCUUUCUCGACGCGGGCCCCUUUUGCGGCGGCGUGUUCCGCUUCGACGUCGUCUUCCCGCCCGCCUACCCGCUCGCCACCCCGCAGGUCUUCUUCCCGCCGACGCUGCUCCACCCGCUCGUCGAGCCCAACUCGGGCCGCAUGAGCCUCACCACCCGCUUCCCCACCUGGAAACCGCGCAGCGACUUUGCAACGGAUCUGCUCUACUUUGUCAGGGAUGCUUUUAUGGAUCACACCCUCGAGGGUCUGAGGGAAGGGAUGGUGGCCAAUCUCGAGGUCUUUCGAAUGUACCGGGACCACCGCACGCUCUUUAACAAGCUGGCGCUCCAAUCCGUCGCCCUCUCUACAUCGCCCUCGAGCCUCUACGACCAGUCGGGCGGUAGCGGCUUCCCGAAUCCAAGCGUCGGUCUCGGCGCCUCGGACGCGCCCGCGGUGCUGCAGACGAAUGGCAAACGCGGCGGCAUCGAAGAGGCCAACGGCAUGCUCUUCGAGGAGCUCACCGACGAAGACAUGCAGCGUCUCCGCGCCGAGAUCUUUGGCGAGGCCUGA
Molecule: messenger RNA, 690 nt
Organism: Pseudozyma flocculosa PF-1
Lineage: Eukaryota; Fungi; Basidiomycota; Ustilaginomycetes; Ustilaginales; Ustilaginaceae
Exons: 2
Coding region: 1-690 (229 amino acids)
Source: RefSeq, a predicted model, not a curated record